Messenger RNA from Oncorhynchus kisutch (coho salmon), 2145 nucleotides. RefSeq lists its product as uncharacterized. The coding region runs from base 11 to 1522 and encodes 503 amino acids. The record is from RefSeq and is a predicted model, not a curated record. Lineage: Eukaryota; Metazoa; Chordata; Actinopteri; Salmoniformes; Salmonidae. The transcript is spliced from 7 exons.
CAUACUGUAAAUGCCUGUGCAUAAUGUGCAUAACAAAGCAUCAUUAUUUUCAUUAUCUUCAAAGGAUUUCUGUAGAAGCAGCCUUUAUUUUCAGACUCUGCAGGCCUGCUGGGAGGAAACAUAUUACAAUAAACAGAAGAAGCUCAUGGUCCACUAUCUGCUGCUCCAGAGUCAAGGCCAGGUCCCUCCCCAUGUCACCACGGAGCACAUGAGCAACUGGCUGGUGUCUCAGGGCAAAAAAUCUCUUAGGGAGAGGGUGUGGAAGGAAACCCUGGAGGAAGGAAACGACCUCGCUCGGCUGGCCUGGGAAGUAAACACUUGCCUAAAAAUGAUGAACAUAGAGCACGAGGCUUUCUGCAAGCUCCGCCGCUCCAUGCACCCCACCUCGCCAGCUGACAUCGAUCCAAAGGUCCACAGCAUCGUGGAGAAAGCUGUGAGAAGCAUUCUGGGCGAGCAGUCCAAUGAGCCCCAUAGCAACCUGCUCAGCCCAUCUCAGGUGGUGGUGGAGGUGGUGCCCAGGCUCCUCCUGGCCCUGUGGCUUCAGCCAGAGGAAGGCCAUUCAGAGCACCCAAUCCUAAUAAUGGCCGUGGGCAUGGUGGCGGCCGUAGUGGAGAAGCUCUCCUGCAUGUUAAAGGACCCAUCCCCUCACAUCCCUUUCUCCCGGGCUGCUGCUUUUGACUCUGUGCGGUCGAUCCUCGGGAGAAUCAGUCAGUCCUUCUCCACCGAUGACCUGCAGAGCCCUUUUUAUAUGAGCUCUGUCUGUGGCUUUGUGGCUGACGAGGUGCAGAGCUGCUUCCAGCCCCCUGCAGCCACCCUACCAGUCCCCCCUGUGCUCACGGUGGCCGUUUCCACCACACUACCAGCUGGCAUCCAAGCAGACCCGGCUUCUUCCCACCUGGAGGUUGAGGACAUCACCCCUAAGACAGAGGCAGAUCCGGCUUCUUCCCACCUGGAGGUUGUGGACAUCACCACUAACACAGAGGCAGAUCCGGGUUCUUCCCACCUGGAGGUUGAGGACAUCACCCCUAAGACAGAGGCAGAUCCGGGUUCUUCCCACCUGGAGGUUGAGGACAUCACCCCUAAGACAGAGGCAGAUCCGGCUUCUUCCCACCUGGUGGUUCAAGACAUCACCACUAACACAGAGGCAGAUCCGGCUUCUUCCCACCUGGAGGUUCAAGACAUCACCACUAACACAGAGGCAGAUCCGGCUUCUUCCCACCUGAAUGUGGUGGACACCACCCCUAAUACAGAAGCAGAGCCCAUCUCUUCCCUCUUGGAGGUUGUGGACGUCACACAUGAAGAAAGGAUUCUCACGAUGGCCGUCUUCGCCACUCUGCCAGCUGACAUCCAAGCAGAGGAUGUUGCUGUGGUCAUCCCGGAUGUCACCCCACACGUCACCAAGGAUGUGACACUGGAUGUUCCAUGCAGAGCUAGGAAAGGGGCAGUCCGGCGAUUAUUUUGCAGGCUUUGGAGGGCAGUGUGCUGCUGCGCCUGCCACAAGGAAGAGGAGGAACAAUAUUAAUUAUUCAUCACACCUGCAGAAAAGGGAUUGAACCAUAGAGCAUUAAAUUAUUCACAUUAUAAUUGAACUCAAUUCUGAUUUUCUUCUGUUUACUACUUAAUUUCUUAACUUUUCUAUAAACUUUCACUUUGCAAGUGUGGACUAGGUUGUGUAAAUAAGUGGGACACAUCCCAAUGUUGAUGCUUUGAAUAAUUUACUUUGUACAUUUAAAAAAAACAUGUCUUAUUUGACAACAAAAAUGGAGGGCGCUCAACCAACGUUGAGUUGAGGUGCAACCAAAUAUUUGAAUCAUCAUAGAAAAGGAAAAAGCCCAACUCUUGCUCACUAUAAAAAAUGCAUUGUUUUAUUCAAGCAAGGUUAAAAGAUUAACGUUUCGGCCUAGUCUUUGACAAUAUGCAAGUUCUAUUUGCCCAGUAAAAGGGUGACCCAGACUCACCCUGGUUCUUGGGGGUUGAAGACAGUGAAAAAUGAUCAUUAAGUAAAUGGGACUUUUCAAUUCUUGAAUAAAAAUCUUUAAUGAACAUGAAUUUAAAUAAAAUUGACUUGAGGAUCAGAGCAGGCAGGCUGACUGGCUAGCGCUGAAAGCCCUCUGCCUCUAACUCUGUGCGGUUCAUCUCAACCAA